AUUAUGUGGAGAGCUAAACCAUUCAUAGCCCGACAUGUAACCCAGCCACGUAAUUAGACCACUCGAUCACCGUUCGUAUUAAUGUGAUUAAAUCAACGAUUGAUAUCACGCCACGUCAUUGUUUUUCUUUUUUCCUUUGUAUCUUCUGUUCUAAGGGAAGAAAUAAUAACGAGAGAAGAACGUUUUAAUAAACAGAGAGCAGAGCACUUGUUCUAAAGAUCAAAGCUUAAGUGAGAAGCAGAAAAAAAAAUGGCGAAAUCUCAGAUCUGGUUUGGUUUUGCGUUACUCGCGUUGCUUCUGGUUUCAGCCGUAGCUGACGAUGUGGUUGUUUUGACUGACGAUAGCUUCGAAAAGGAAGUUGGUAAAGAUAAAGGAGCUCUCGUCGAGUUUUACGCUCCCUGGUGUGGUCACUGCAAGAAACUUGCUCCAGAGUAUGAAAAGCUAGGGGCAAGCUUCAAGAAGGCUAAGUCUGUGUUGAUUGCAAAGGUUGAUUGUGAUGAGCAAAAGAGUGUCUGUACUAAAUAUGGUGUUAGUGGAUACCCAACCAUUCAGUGGUUUCCUAAAGGAUCUCUUGAACCUCAAAAGUAUGAGGGUCCACGCAAUGCUGAAGCUUUGGCUGAAUACGUGAACAAGGAAGGAGGCACCAACGUAAAAUUAGCUGCAGUUCCACAAAACGUGGUUGUUUUGACACCUGACAAUUUCGAUGAGAUUGUUCUGGAUCAAAACAAAGAUGUCCUAGUCGAAUUUUAUGCACCAUGGUGUGGCCACUGCAAAUCACUCGCUCCCACAUACGAAAAGGUAGCCACAGUGUUUAAACAGGAAGAAGGUGUAGUCAUCGCCAAUUUGGAUGCUGAUGCACACAAAGCCCUUGGCGAGAAAUAUGGAGUGAGUGGAUUCCCAACAUUGAAAUUCUUCCCAAAGGACAACAAAGCUGGUCACGAUUAUGACGGUGGCAGGGAUUUAGAUGACUUUGUAAGCUUCAUCAACGAGAAAUCUGGGACCAGCAGGGACAGUAAAGGGCAGCUUACUUCAAAGGCUGGUAUAGUCGAAAGCUUAGAUGCUUUGGUAAAAGAGUUAGUUGCAGCUAGUGAAGAUGAGAAGAAGGCAGUGUUGUCUCGCAUAGAAGAGGAAGCAAGUACCCUUAAGGGCUCCACCACGAGGUAUGGAAAGCUUUACUUGAAACUCGCAAAGAGCUACAUAGAAAAAGGUUCAGACUAUGCUAGCAAAGAAACGGAGAGGCUUGGACGGGUGCUUGGGAAGUCGAUAAGUCCAGUGAAAGCUGAUGAACUCACUCUCAAGAGAAAUAUCCUAACCACGUUCGUUGCUUCUUCUUAAAAGUCAUAUAGCUUGAAGCUAAGAGAAUAGGAGUCGAGAGAGUUUAUAACUGAUACUGUUUUGAGAUUUUAUGUUUGUCAAGAUCAAGAACGUCUGUGGUUAUUUCUGGUUAGUUCUGAAACUCUUUUGAACCCAAGUUUAUCUGUCUCUGGUGAACAAGCGACCACGAUAAUCAUAAACUUCAUUCGCGUUAAAAAAAAAGGUUCAGUAAUGGGCCAGGCUCGUAUUCAUUAUUAAUGGGCUAGGCUCGUGUUCAUAAAAAGUCUGUAAUGGGUCAUUGAGGUAUACAAAGGACAUCCAAUAAAUAAAACAUUUGUCUCAUUUUUAAAAGU
Messenger RNA from Arabidopsis thaliana (thale cress), 1667 nucleotides. RefSeq names its product thioredoxin family protein (gene UNE5). Gene Ontology annotation, cellular component: endoplasmic reticulum. Lineage: Eukaryota; Viridiplantae; Streptophyta; Magnoliopsida; Brassicales; Brassicaceae. Gene Ontology annotation, molecular function: protein disulfide isomerase activity. The record is from RefSeq and is marked reviewed. The transcript is spliced from 10 exons. The coding region runs from base 250 to 1335 and encodes 361 amino acids.